AAAAGACCCGCGCGGAAGCAGGUCGACUACAUCGCGUCGAAGAAUUCCGUCCUCGAGGGCGCGUACGAGUACAAUUUGUGGUGGGGCAAGUACAUCGGCGAGCACUGGGACAACGGCAAGAGCCGCGAGCCCGCGGAGACGCGCUGCGUGCUCGCCACGGACGCGGGCAGGACGAAGGCGGACAAGUCGCGGACGUCCGCGAGCUGCUCGUUCUGCCUCUUCUUCGCGCGGGGCUGCUGCGCGAACGGCGGCGACUGCCGCUUCUUCCACCGCAUCCCCGUCAAGGCGGACCUCGAGCGCUUCGCGUCCGACGAGAUGCGCGACGUCUUCGGCCGCGAGCGGCACAAGGACUUCCGCGACGACAUGACCGGGGUGGGCGCGCUCAUGAAGCCGUGCCGGACGCUCUACGUGGGCUCGCUGCUCAAGGCGGAGUACGCCGACCCCCUCGCUCUCGAGGAGGCGCUCUGGCGCAACUUUGGGGAGUGGGGCGAGGUCGAGAACAUCAACCUCAUCUCGCGGCUGUCCAUCGCGUUCGUGCGCUACCGCCACCGGUCGGGCGCGGAAUUCGCGUUCCAGGCCAUGUCGAACAACCACCUGGACCACGAGGAGAAUCUCAACAUUCGCUGGGCCCACGACGACCCGAACCCC
This is a messenger RNA of Aureococcus anophagefferens, 648 nucleotides long. RefSeq lists its product as hypothetical. Gene Ontology annotation, cellular component: U2-type catalytic step 2 spliceosome; Prp19 complex; U2-type catalytic step 1 spliceosome. The record is from RefSeq and is a predicted model, not a curated record. Gene Ontology annotation, molecular function: U6 snRNA binding; pre-mRNA binding; metal ion binding. The transcript has a single exon. Lineage: Eukaryota; Pelagophyceae; Pelagomonadales; Pelagomonadaceae. The annotation marks the transcript as partial.